Molecule: messenger RNA, 2096 nt
Organism: Myotis brandtii (Brandt's bat)
Lineage: Eukaryota; Metazoa; Chordata; Mammalia; Chiroptera; Vespertilionidae
Product: tripartite motif-containing protein 34
Exons: 8
Coding region: 172-1764 (530 amino acids)
Molecular function (GO): zinc ion binding; protein binding
Source: RefSeq, a predicted model, not a curated record
CAAACACCGGGUUAAAGCAUUACUCUGCAGUCGCCCUGAAGGACUGCCACCAUUUGGCUCAGAAGCUCCGUCCCCUUUCCUUUUCCUGCCAGCCCCGAGAAUUUCACUUUCACUUCUCAGCCAGUUCCUCAGGAGGAACUACUUCAUGCAGACUCAGCCCCCGGUUGGAGAAUGAACCCUGACCAGAACUGCCCCGUCUUUUCCUCACCACUUACACCAGGAGUCAAGACAUCUCCGCUGGGACCUGAAGGAAUCUUUAAACAGGAAGACCCUCAGGAAGAAACCAGGGGAGCAGCUGCCAUGGCUUUAAAAUUCCUGGUGAACAUGAAGGAGAAGGUGACUUGUGCCAUCUGCCUGGAACUUUUGACAGAACCCCUGAGUCUAAACUGUGGCCACAGCUUCUGCCAAGCCUGCAUCACUGACAACAAGGCGUCAGAGAUCGGCCCAGGAGGGGAAAGCAGCUGUCCUGUGUGUGGUGUCAGAUACUCGUUUGGAAACUUAUGGCUUAAUCAGCAUCUAGCCAACAUAGUAGAGAGGGUCAAAGAGGUCAAGUUAAGCCCAGAGGAAGGGCAGAAGAAAGAUCUCUGUUUGAGCCAUGGAGAGAGACUCCGACUCUUUUGUAAAGAGGAUAGGAAGGCUAUUUGUCAGCUCUGUGAGUGGUCCCGGGAGCACUGUGGUCAUCAGAUAUUCCUCAUGGAGGAGGUAGUCAAGGAAUGCCAGGAAAAGCUCCAGGCCGCUCUGGACAGGCUGAGGAAGGAGCAUCAGGAAGCUGAGAAGUUGGGCACUGACAUCAGAGAAGAGAGAACUUCCUGGAAGAAUCAGAUACAGGCUGAGAAACAAAGGAUACAAACAGAAUUUAAACAGCUUAGAAGCAUCCUGGACUUUGAAGAGCAAAGAGAACUGCAGAAAUUGGAGGAAGAGGAGACGAAGACCCUGCAGGACUUAGCUGAGGCUGAGAAUGAACUGGUUCAGCAGAGCCAGUUGCUGAAAGAGCUCAUCUCAGAUCUGGAGCGUCGCAGUGAAUGGUCAGCCAUGGAGCUGCUGCAGGAUACGAGUGGAAUCAUGAAAUGGAGCGAGGUGUGGACAUUGAAGAAGCCAAAAACUAUUUCCAAAAAACUGAAGCAUGGAUUCCAUGCUCCAGAUCUGAGUGGAGUGCUGCACAUGUUUAAAGAGCUAACACAUGUCCAGCGCUACUGGGUGGACAUGACAUUUAACCCAUUCAACUUAAAUUUGAAUCUCAACCUUUCAGAGGAUCACAGACAGUUGGCAUCUGUGCCAAUUUGGCCUAUAAAGUAUUAUAAUUAUGGUGUGUUAGGCUCCCAAUAUUUCUCAUCAGGAAAACACUACUGGGAAAUAGAUGUGUCCAAGAAGACUGCCUGGAUCCUGGGGGUAUACUGUAGAAAACGUUCCUGUAAUAAAAAGUUUGGUGUUAGACGAGGCACAAAUUAUCCAAAUGCUUAUUCCAGAUUCAGACCUGAAAAUGGCUACUGGGUUGUAAGGUUACAGAAUGAAUCUGAGUACAAUGCCUUUGAGGACUCUUCCACCUCUGAUCCCAAGGUCUUGACUCUUUCCAUGGCUGUUCCCCCCCGCCGUGUAGGGGUUUUCCUAGACUAUGAAGCAAGCACUGUCUCAUUUUUUAAUGUCACAAACCAUGGGUCACUCAUCUACAAGUUCUCUAAAUGUCACUUUUCUCAGUCUGUUUAUCCCUAUUUCAAUCCUUGGAACUGCCCAGCUCCCAUGACUCUGUGCCCACCGAGCUCCUGAACAUUCUCCUUCCCUCACCUACUUCUGUGUAGCAAACCUUGUCCUGAGGCUCAUCUCCUGCACCUGAGCUGAUUUCUACAUUUAAACCUUCUCUUCCUUGUUGUCUCUCUUCUUUAGAACAUUUACCCGUUCUUGGGAUUUGCAACUCUUUCUGGAUUAAGUUAGAAGAGAAUCUUAUUUACCCAGUUACCCUUUUCUGUAUUCUCAGUGACAGACAUUGAAUCCCUCUUAAAGACAAAGUAAUAUUGGUGUAACAUCUCUGCCCUGAUAUUUCUCCAUAUUUUCCUUUAUCACUGAUUUUGAGAGGUAUGGCAAAACCUGUCUAAAACCAC